AAAUAUCAGAAGAAGAAGAUUCGUUUCACCGCGCUCUCUGUUGUUUUGUCGUAAUGCUGGUUUAAUACAAACGGUUAGAAAUAUUGUUUCUGUAAAUAGAAAAAUACAGUUUUAGAAAUCAACAAAUACCUGUGAUAUUUUCAUCCUCACAGUCUUUAAGAUUUGAAGCAGGCAGGAAUAUUUUGAGGAGUAUCAUCUGAACUGAGAUCUGCUGCUGUGAAGAUGGAGUUUAAAGAGGAGCGUGAAGAGAACACGAGUGAACCAGAAACCUGCAGAAUAAAACACGAGGAACCAGAAACCUGGAGAAUAAAACACGAGGAACCAGAAACCUGGAGAAUAAAACACGAGGAACCAGAAACCUGGAGAAUAAAACACGAGGAACCAGAAACCUGGAGAAUAAAACACGAGGAACCAGAAACCUGGAGAAUAAAACACGAGGAACCAGAAACCUGGAGAAUAAAACACGAGGAACCAGAAACCUGGAGAAUAAAACACGAGGAACCAGAAACCUGGAGAAUAAAACAAGAGGAACCAGAACCCUGGAGAAUAAAACACGAGGAACCAGAAACCUGGAGAAUAAAACACGAGGAACCAGAAACCAGGAGAAUAAAACACGAGGAACAUGGAGGGCCAGCUAUGGCUACAUCUUCAAAUACCCCCCUCCCACAAGAUGAUGGUCUGUGGAUGUUUCUUCAGAGCCGAGGGAUUCCUGAGGAAAAUAUACAGAAAAUGCAGCAAGAUCAUAUUGACAGCUCGGUAGUUGGAGAAAUAGAUGAUGCCACUAUGAAUGCUUACAUUCCAGCAUAUGGUGAUAGGAUUGCUACAAGGCGUUUCUGUAUGGAAAAACAGAGAAAAGGUGGAGAUGAUCUAAAAAGACUGUCCUUAUUUGAAAAACUUAGAAGAAAGAUGGGCACAUUGACAAGCAAUAAAGACACAGAUCAAGAUUUUGAGGAGGAGCAUUCUAUGCAGCCAACAAAGAUGCAUCUGAGAAAUAACAAAAGGGCCAUGAAGAUGACAAGGAAAAUAGAACUAGGAUGGAUACACAACAAGAAACAAGUGAGAAAACGCAAUGGUGGAGGAACCAGAGUUCUUGAUAUUUCCAAGAAAGCCACAAAAACAGAGAUUCUAUCACAAGCUAAAAAGCUAUUUUUCCCCAAUGAGAAAUCGAGAAAGGGAAAGUGGGAAGAGUUCAGUCACAGCAUUGUUGACUUUCAGGAAGCAUACCUUGAUGAGGGUGUUAGUGUGGGAGAGCUCUAUGAAACACAAAAAUUGGGGAUUUUAAGAUUUUACUUGUUCACAGAGCACCUGACAAAUGGAGAUGAAGUAUUCACAGAGACGACAGAAGGAACUGAUGAACAGACAGAUGCAGCGAGUGUAAAUGAGCGACAGAAAAACACAACAGAAGAUAAUAAGCAGAUGACACAAAAACCACAUGACAGUGAACAGCAGACACACACUGUGGAAGCUUUUGUCUCUACUGCUGUAGAGAUUGUUGAUCUUACAUCUUUGUGUGAUACAUCGGAGGUCAUUUUUGGCCCUUUGCAAGGUGGACCAUUUUUAGAAGAUCUUGAUGACACAAUCUUACAUGAGCCUAUAGAAGAGGCCCAGAUAAACAUCGACGCCAAUAGCUCAACUACUGUCCAUUCUGACACCGUGUCUGCUGGCCCAUUAAGUCCUCCUUAUGAACUGUUGCAUGUGACAGUGAAACUCCACAGAGUCAAUCUCUUGGAGGAACUGAUUAUCCAAUUCAAGGAUGAAGCGAUGAUGUCCUACACUGUGAAAUACAGCUUCAUUCAUGAAAUGGGGGCAGAUGCUGAUGGCGUGUCCAGGGGUGUAUAUGCUGCCUUCUGGACAGAGUUUUUAGACUGUGCAGCAGAGGGUGCAGAUGUGAGGGUGCCAUCACUAUCCCCAAAAUGGCAAGAGGAAGAAUGGAAAUCUGUUGGUAGGAUAAUGGUCAAGGGAUUAAAGGACCAUGGAUAUUUUCCUUCUCGGCUGGCUCAAGCUUUUACAGCAGCAAUCACAUUUGGUGAACACACUGUCUCACCUGAUUUAUUGUUUGACUCACUAAUGUUGUAUCUUAGUCAGUCUGAGCGCGAUCUCUUGUCCACUGCUUUGCAAGACGCCCUUGAUGGUGAUGAUAAAGAUGAACUUCUUGAUCUUAUGGAUCGCAUGGGAGUAAGAACAGUACCAACACAAGAGAACUUGAAAGCUGUACUUCUCCAAGUUGCCCACAAGCAAAUAAUCCAGCAACCAAAAUAUGCACUGGAUAACAUUGCAGCAGUCGCAGGACCAACUCUCAGGGAAUUCUUCCCCAGUGUGCUGGAUAUGCAGAAGAUGUAUGAGGAUCUUAAACCAUCAACCCGAAAGGUAUUAAGGUUGAUCACGGCCUCUCCAGCUACUCCAGCUGAGAACCAAAGUUUGCGAUUUUUACAUCAAUACAUCAGGGGACUGGAUGAGAUAGGCCUCCGGAAGAUGUUGAGAUUCGUGACAGGGUCUGAUGUCAUCUGCGUUAAAGACAUUCAAGUCAUAUUCACCCCUUUGGAAGGGUUAUCAAGGCGGCCUAUUGCACAUACUUGUGGCCCAACUUUAGAGCUGCCAUCAACUUACAACAGCUAUCCUGACCUCCGAGCUGAAAUGGAGGCUAUACUGUCCAGCAACUUCUAUGCAAUGGACAUUGCAUAGUGUCUCACUCACUCACAUGUACAGUACACACUCUUCCCUCUUGCCCAGUUAUAGCCUUAUCAGUGCCAUCUGUUGACCUUUAUAUAGUGUGUAAAUGUGAGACAGAGCGCAUAGGGGAAGUAUUUAACUUAGGUGGUGCAUUAUGAGCGCAGGGUGAUUUAUUUUUUAUUUUAUGUUUUUCUUCAGUUUUAUCCAGAAUGUCAUUACCAAACUUACUGUGGAAACAUGUUUACUGGCUGAAGAACAUUUUGUUGAUGGACUGCGAAUAUAUCCAGCCCAUAGAAACAUUUACACAUGGUAACAAGAAACAAUAAUCAGUUUGAUUUAAUGAUAAUGAUACAGGACCAUUUAGGUUGCCCUGUUUGCAGUGGGCCCAAAGUGUGUCAAAUCACAUUUGGUCAUGCUGAAUAGUUCCACCAUAAGAAAAAAAUUGCCAUUUUGACAAUGGCAACAUGUUUUGCAACGUUUCAUAUGCAGUUGCUGUUAUUACCAGACUUAAACUGUCUGUAGAAACAUCGACUGGCUGAACAUUUUGUUAAUAUACUUUUAAGGUCCACUUAACCAAAAAACAAUUAUAAGCAUUUUACACAAUGUAUGUUAUAAAUGCAUGUGGAUACAUUUUCAUUUUUAAGUGAUUUAGAUACAUGUUCCAAUAUUUUAAAUGUACUUUUAUGUAAGCCAUCAUUUCUGUUAGCAGUUUAGGAGCAUACUUUUUGGGACAAUUUAAAAGAAAUUUUCUUGUAAAGUUGCAUUUUCAUUGAGAAAUUAUAAUUAACUUGGACCCUGAGGUAAUGUCAGCUUAUGUUAAAUCUUAUUAUUGGCAGUGUUUGGCAAUCUGUUCUAACAUACAGCACUGUACAUUAGAAGGUGUUCUGCUUUUUACAAAUAAAAAGCACAGGUUUCUCUCUUGUUUUGUACGGAUGUUUUCAAACAAAUCAAGUCUUUACUGCAGAUAACACACAUGGAUCUUGUCACACACAGUAGAAUUACUGAGUUUUGACAACUGCACUGCAGUUCCUGCAUUCACCAGCACUCUUUAGACAACAUAUUUAAACAGUCAUCUCUACAUUACCAAAUUUACCAAAUAGGCCUAUUUCCUACAUGCACAGUAAAUCACACAGGGGGGAAAAUGUUGCACUGCACUGGUUUAUUUAUAUGAUGCCAAAUAAUUGUGUAAAAAAAAAAGUGCUUUAUGUGCAGCCCAGAGACACAUGAUUACAAGAUACAAUCAUAUAUUUGAUUUAAAGGCGAUCCAAACAUCAUGUAGGUUGCCCUGUUUACUAUGAGCCCAAAGUGUGUCAGACCACAUCUGGUGAUACGAAAUAGUUCCACCAUAAGGACAAAUGUGCCAUUUUUGACAAUGGCAACAUGUGAUACUUUUCAUUUGCAGGUACAGGAUUGUUCCCAGUUCUGUGGUUGAGAUGUACUUUUUACAUAAUGAUGAAUAAAAAAAGAGAUGGUAUGGAGCUCAGUUGGGAGAUGUCAAUUAUAAAAGAGUUUAUUAUUGAUUGCUUAAACAUAGUACUUCUGUCAAACAUUUACAGUGAAUGUCAUGGUAUAUAACCUUUUCCGUCCAAACUGCAAAUCUGUUUUUUUUCUUUUGGCUAUGAGAAGGUGCUCACAUUCAGUCAUUUGAUCCAGUAGAACAACUUUUUAAAUUUGGGUACGUAUGUAAGCACGUAAGAACAUGUAAAGAUCAAUGGCUUCCUCUGGAGAGGUUGGUGGAUGAAGACUGUUUUCUGCCAUGGCAAGGCAACAAAUGUCAAACACUAUAUUAUCACAAGGAUAUGGUCCUCUCUCCCGACAUUCCUCCCUACAAGCCUGUAUAU
Carassius gibelio (silver crucian carp) is the source of this 4511-nucleotide messenger RNA. RefSeq lists its product as uncharacterized. The transcript is spliced from 3 exons. The record is from RefSeq and is a predicted model, not a curated record. Gene Ontology annotation, molecular function: ubiquitin-protein transferase activity. Lineage: Eukaryota; Metazoa; Chordata; Actinopteri; Cypriniformes; Cyprinidae. The coding region runs from base 223 to 2682 and encodes 819 amino acids.